Molecule: messenger RNA, 5639 nt
Organism: Drosophila suzukii
Lineage: Eukaryota; Metazoa; Arthropoda; Insecta; Diptera; Drosophilidae
Gene: gw
Product: trinucleotide repeat containing adaptor protein gawky
Biological process (GO): positive regulation of nuclear-transcribed mRNA poly(A) tail shortening; miRNA-mediated gene silencing by inhibition of translation
Cellular component (GO): P-body; nucleoplasm
Molecular function (GO): protein binding; RNA binding
Source: RefSeq, a predicted model, not a curated record
UGUAUGCGUUUAUUUAAUACACUAGUAACUAGUACCGUCCCCGUUGUUGAACGUGCACCGAAAUUAAAAUUCAAUUACAUCGAAAUAUAAUUAUUCUUUGUUCAAAAUUGUUGUCCACUCUCGAGAUAAUUUUAAAUAUCUGCAAAUAAGUUUAAAGCUACUUUGUGAAAUGUGAAAAACAGUAAUUGAGUGUCGAAUGUGUGUGUAUGUUUUACUACACAUACACACUUUGUGAAAUCGUCAAAGUGGCUUGGCAUGCAUACACACUCAAACAUACACACGUAUAUGUGUACUUAUAUAGAGAAAAUCAACUUCUCGUUCGGUAUAAGCAAAAAUUCUUGCGAAUAUUCUGCGCUAUUAGCGUAAAUGCGAGUGUUUAAACUUAAUAUAAACGCGGGCAGUGCUAAAUAAUUUUCCUCUUCUAUUGAACUCGGAAGGCGCAAGGAAAAAUAUUUCUUAUUUUUUUGUAGGAAAUUAAAAAGUUAAUAAAAAUUGCGAUAAAUGCUUACGAUAAUGACGUUGAAAACCAAGUUGAUGCUGGAAUAGUUGGGAAUGCCACUUUUGAAGCUGACGAUCAGUUAGAACAUUUGAGCACUAUGCGCGAGGCGCUUUUUUCCCAAGAUGGCUGGGGCUGUCAGCAUGUCAACCAGGAUACCAAUUGGGAAGUCCCCAGUUCGCCAGAACCAACCAAUAAAGAUGCGGCCGGACCACCAAUGUGGAAGCCAAGCAUUAACAAUGGAACUGAUCUUUGGGAAUCCAAUUUAAGAAACGGUGGUCAGCCGACCGCUCAGCAAGUUCCGAAGCCGUCGUGGGGUCAUACACCAUCCUCUAAUCUAGGCGGAACGUGGGGAGAGGACGACGAUGGGGCCGACAGCAGUAGUGUGUGGACAGGAGGAUCGGUUAGCAACGCCGGAUCUGGAUCGGCAGUGGGAGUGAACCAAGGCGGAGUUAAUGUUGGCCCAGGUGGUGUAGUCUCAUCUGGAGGACCUCAGUGGGGACAAGGUGUGGUGGGCGUCGGACUUGGAUCAACUGGAGGUAACGGAUCAAGCAAUUUAUCUGGAUCGACUGGAGUCGUCGCAGGUGGCAGCGGAAACUCAAGCAAUACUGGCAAUGGUUGGGGAGAUCCUCGUGAAAUUCGACCUUUGGCUGGAGGCGGAUCGAUGGACAUUCGAAACGUUGAUCAUCGCGGCGGUAACGGUUCUGGUGGAACUUCGAGCGACCCCCGCGACAUCCGAAUGAUCGAUCCACGUGAUCCCAUUCGAGGAGAUCCCCGUGGAAUAUCCGGUCGUCUUAAUGGAACAUCGGAAAUGUGGGGGCAUCAUCCGCAAAUGUCGCACAACCAAAUACAAAAUAUGAAUAAAAUGGUUGGCCAAAGUGUGGCAACUGCUAGUACGAAUGUUGGAGGGACAUCAGGCCCGGGUAUCGGACCGGGCGGUCCUGGUCCUGGUCCUGUAUCAAGCAGUAUCCCAACACAGUGGGGGCCAUCCCAAGCGGUAGGCGUUGGUGUAAGUGGUCCCAAAGACAUAUCGAAGCAGAUUAGUGGAUGGGAGGAACCAUCGCCACCGCCCCAGCGACGCAGUAUUCCUAAUUACGAUGAUGGCACAUCCCUGUGGGGUCAGCAAACUCGUGUUCCCGGUGCAAGCGGUCACUGGAAAGACAUGACUGAUUCAAUUGGCCGUGGUGGUCAUCUGAUGCGUGGUCAAAACCAGUCGGGUGGCAUCGGUAUCGCAGGAGUUGGCAAUAGCAAUGUUCCAGUUGGAGCCAAUCCCAACAAUCCUAUGAAUAGUGUAGUUGGACCCCAGGCUCGCCUACCAUCUGUGGGAGGCGUGCAACACAAGCCAGACGGAGGAGCCAUGUGGGUGCACUCGAACAAUGUUAGUGGCAGGAACAACGUAGCUGCUGUCAACACUUGGGGAGAUGACACUCACAACGUCAGUGUGGGUGCCCCCAGUGGUGGAGGUGUAUCCAGCAAUAAUUGGGUGGAUGAUAAAUCGAACGCAACACUGGCUCAAAACUCUUGGAGCGACGCAGCACCAGUUGGAGUUGGAUGGGGCAACAAGCAAAGCAAACUGCCGGCCACUAGCACAUCGUCUGGUUGGAGCACUGGGGCAGGUGUAGGCGUGGUGGAUGGCGUUGACCUAGGAUCUGAAUGGAACUCACAUGGAGGGCUAAUUGGAAAAUCUCAGCAACAGCAAAAACUAGCGGGACUUAAUGUGGGAAUGGUAAGCGUUAUCAACGCAGAGAUGAUAAAGCAGAGCAAACAAUAUCGGAUUCUUGUUGAGAACGGAUUUAAAAAGGAAGAUGUGGAGCGCGCAUUAGUGACUAGCAAUAUGAACAUCGAAGAAGCAGCCGAUAUGCUGCGUACCAACUCAUCUUUGGCCAUGGAUGGUUGGCGCCGGCAUGACGAGUCAUCCCUUGGCUCAUAUUCCGACCACACGAGUUCAACAAGCAGCGGUGGAUUUGCUGGUCGUUACCCAGUUAGCAGUGGACAACCUUCAAUAUCUUUUCCUCACAAUAACCUUAUGAAUAACAUGGGUGGUACUGCCGUUACUGGAGGAGGAAACAAUAAUGCAAGCAUGACAGCUUUGCAAGUGCAAAAGUAUUUGAAUCAAGGCCAACACAGCGUUACUGUAGGACCGCAAAACGUUGGCAACACUCCUGCCGUAUCCGUCGGAUUUGGUCAGAACACGUCCAACGCAGCAGUGGCAGCAGCAGCUUCCGCAAAUAUAGCAGCAAAUACAAACAAUCAACCAUCGGGUCAACAAAUUCGCAUGCUUGGCCAGCAGAUUCAGUUGGCCAUUCAUAGUGGUUUCAUAUCUAGUCAGAUAUUGACUCAACCGCUUACACAAACUACCCUUAAUCUAUUAAAUCAACUCCUUAGCAAUAUUAAGCACCUCCAAGCAGCUCAGCAAUCCCUUGCUCGCGGAGGAAACGCAAAUCCAAUGGCAGUGAAUGUGGCUAUAUCUAAAUACAAGCAGCAAAUUCAGAAUUUACAGAACCAAAUAAAUGCACAACAGGCUGUCUAUGUGAAACAGCAGAAUAUGCAACCGACUUCGCAACAACAGCAACAGCCCCAGCAACAGCAACAUCCCUCUGUACAUUUAAAUAACUCAGGCAACGACUAUUUAAGAGGUCACGAUGCAAUAAAUAAUUUGCCAAGCAAUUUUUCUGAGCUCAAUAUAAACAAGCCAAGUGGAUAUCAAGGAGCGUCCAAUCAACAAUCCCGAUUAAAUCAGUGGAAGCUUCCAGUAUUAGACAAGGACAUCAACUCUGACAGCACGGAAUUUUCCCGUGCUCCGGGUGCAACUAAACAAAAUUUAACGAGCAACUCAAGCAACAUAAGCUCUUUGGGCCUACAGAACGAUAGUACAUGGUCAACAGGACGCAACAUUGGGGAUGGUUGGCCAGAUCCCUCAUCUGAUAACGAGAAUAAAGACUGGUCAGUUGCACAGCCAACUUCAGCAGCAACUGCUUACACGGACUUGGUCCAAGAGUUCGAGCCAGGCAAGCCAUGGAAGGGUUCUCAGAUCAAAAGCAUAGAAGACGAUCCCAGUAUUACUCCUGGAAGCGUUGCUAGAUCUCCACUAUCCAUUAAUUCGACGCCAAAAGAUGCUGACAUAUUUGCCAAUACUGGCAAAAACUCACCGACUGAUUUGCCGCCACUAAGUUUAUCGUCGUCUACAUGGAGUUUUAAUCCCAACCAAAAUUUCCCAAGUUGGUCUGACAACAGUCAGCAAUGUGCCGCCACUUCUGAGCUUUGGACAAGCCCCCUAAAUAAAUCGUCAUCUCGAGGUCCCCCGCCUGGAUUGACUGCCAAUUCAAAUAAAUCUGGUAACGGUGGAAAUAGUAGUACGUCAACACCAUCUAAUAUUACCGGCGGUGCUAAUGGUUGGCUACAGGCUAGAAGUGGUGGUGUUCAAACGACAAAUUCAACUUGGACUGGUGGUAAUACUUCUUGGGGCUCUAGUUGGUUGCUUCUUAAAAAUCUAACAGCUCAGAUUGAUGGUUCUACCUUACGCACAUUAUGUAUGCAGCAUGGCCCUCUUGUUAGCUUUCACCUAUAUUUGAACCAAGGAAUUGCCUUAUGUAAAUAUACAACUCGAGAGGAGGCGAACAAAGCGCAAAUGGCGUUAAACAACUGUGUUCUCGCCAACACCACAAUAUUUGCUGAAUCUCCAAGCGAGAACGAGGUGCAGAACAUAAUGCAGCACUUACCACAAACAACUUCAUCUGCAAGCUCUACUGGAACUAGUGCUGGUAACGGCGGAGGAGUCGGCACUCCAUCCAAUAGUGGGGCCAGUAGCUCGGGAGCUAGUCUAUCCGGAAACAGUAGCAACGGCAACGGUAACGGAAGCAGCAGCGGCAGUGGUGGCGGCACCGGUAAUAAUGGCAACAACAGUGGAAACAGCAGUUGCACCGGCGGCAGCAACCCAAACACCAGUGUGGCAAAUUCGAAUCUACUUAAUUCUAGUGGAGGGUCCGUUUCAAAUUCAUCCGGUGGUGCUGCUAGCUCUGGUACGGGUUCUGCAGUAAGUGGAACAGCGAGUGGUAAUACCAUUAAUGGUGGACCGGCAAACAAUGCUGGCUCAAAGACUAAUGCAAGCAAUGUAACUAUAACUGGUGGUCAGUCUAGCGCUUCAAGCCUAACUAAUAGCACCAACUCAACAUGGCGUCAAACUAGCCAAAACCAAGCUCUUCAGGGUCAAAGCAGGCCAUCAGGCAGAGAAGCUGACUUUGAUUAUAUAUCUCUCGUUUAUUCCAUUGUUGAUGAUUAAAAGAUCAAUGACCAGUUCCAUUGGUCAUUGGCCAUUGACUAUCGCAUUCUGUGACUCAAGACACACACCCAAAAGCUUCAAAUGAUUCGAUACUAAGUAUGUAUGGAAAGCAAGACCAUGUUGUGAGGAAUAUAAAAGUGGAUCGACUGAUAGACGAAUGGACUUAGAAUUUUGUAUGCCCGUAGAUUUAUUUUUCUUCAUCGUUCAUAGAUCUAAACUUGUAUAUGUAAGUUUAAAUUUAAUCAAUAUAAAACAAAAACAAACAUCCGACAUAUAGAUAUACAUAUAUAUGAUGUCAAAAAAUGCUAUACUUGAUGGUUUGCUACAACAAAAAAAGCAUACCUUCCUAUUUAAGUAAAAGUGUUUUGACUCUGGCGCCCAUAGCUUAUCUUGGGAAACGGGGAAAAAUUUCAACGGUGUAUAUGUGUGCAUGGUAAAAUAUACUGUAAUAAAUAUUAUGUAUUGCAACAUCUAUGCAUAUAUUUAUGGAAAAUUUAAAUUUUCAGUAACGACUGAAAUCGUGUGUCGGUAGCAUUAAGGGACAAAGUCUAGUGUAAUUAUCUAAUUUCAAGCCUUUGAUGUCCAAGUUUGACAUAGAGACAACAUAUACUAGAUACAUAUAUAUGUAUAUCUUUUGUGUACAUAGAUAUAUGUUAGGGCUACGUCCUAUUUUGCUGCUUGUGCAUAUCGAUCAAAUGCCUACUAUUCAUGAGUGUUUUUGUGUUUCCAGUAAGGAAAAAUACCUGUGUUAUAUUCAUUAUAGGAAGUUAUAAUCUAAUUACGGUUUUGCUUUCAUUAAAGCAUUCCCACCGAAAAAAUUCGGUUAUACAUUAUAAAAUCACAAUAAAAAUAUCAAUGAAGUUA